Molecule: messenger RNA, 9539 nt
Organism: Leucoraja erinaceus (little skate)
Lineage: Eukaryota; Metazoa; Chordata; Chondrichthyes; Rajiformes; Rajidae
Product: phospholipid-transporting ATPase ABCA1-like
Exons: 50
Coding region: 300-7106 (2268 amino acids)
Biological process (GO): transmembrane transport; lipid transport
Cellular component (GO): intracellular membrane-bounded organelle; membrane
Molecular function (GO): ATP hydrolysis activity; lipid carrier activity; ATP binding
Source: RefSeq, a predicted model, not a curated record
CAGCAGAUAGCGAACACCAAAACAUAUGAGUCUGCAGCGCUGGGAGCGCGUCUGACCGAUAGUAACCUCGCGAUUUCGAUCAGCUGUAGGCGAGCUACUGGAGGUUAAAAAAAACCUCGCUUGUGCUUGUAACGGAGGGAGAGAGGCAGACGCACAACGGAGGUUGUACAACCUGCAGCCCUUCGCGUUUAUUCACCGGCACUUCUCACUGGAAAUGACAAGGGACUGAAAACAAACCUGUAUAGAAAGUGAAUGAGCGGCAAACUCUCUUCUACACCUGGUGCAGCUGGUUGGAAGACAUGGCUGGCUUCUGGACCCAGUUGGGUCUAUUACUGUGGAAGAAUUUCACAUAUAGACGAAGACAGACAUUUCAGCUGAUGAUUGAGAUAGCGUGGCCACUUUUUCUGUUCUUCAUAUUGAUCUCCGUACGACUCUCCUUUCCUCCUCAUGAACAACAUGAAUGCCACUUCCCAAAUAAGGCAAUGCCUUCUGCCGGGACUCUGCCAUGGAUACAAGGCAUCAUCUGUAAUGCAAACAACCCCUGCUUUCGCUAUCCAACGCCCGGUGAAUCUCCUGGAGUUAUUGGAAACUUUGACAAAUCAAUCAUUUCCCGCCUGUUUCUCGAUGCCAAGAAGAUAAUACUGUACAGCCAGAGGGAUGGCAACAUGGGAGCCUUCCACAAGCUAUUUGAAGCUCUGAAAAGAUUCAGCAACUCUACUCCAGAUCUCAGGCUCCAGGAUUUCUUAAUCGAGAAUGAGACUCUAUCGGAAUUUCUGUACCAAAAUAUGUCAUUUGAUCGUUCCACGGUGGAUAACAUCCUGGAUGCUGAUGUAAAUUUUGGAAAGGUUAUUACAGUUGGGCAAGGGUUGCAGCUGAAAGACCUUUGCAAUGACACGAAGCUGGAUGACUUUGUUAUCAUUGGAGAUCCUGCUACUGCCACACGCGCUCAAUCUCUCAUUUGCACACUGCCUGACAAGGAGCUAAGAAGAGUGGAAAGAGCUUUUUUUUCCAACUUGGAUAUCCUAAUGUUAACCAAAAAGGGAAUGGCCAUUGAUCCUCCUGCAACAUUAGAAGUUGUUAAUGCCAUGGACUCGGUGUUUAAAAAUCUCAUGAUUCUCACUCAAGAGCUGACUGAGGUUAAGAGUUGGAGCGAUAUGAGAAGAGAGGUGAUGCUGCUGAACAACGACAGCUUGACGGGGUCACCACAGGAGCUGUACCAAGCCGUGUCGAGGAUUGUGUGUGGGCACCCAGAGGGCGGAGGCUUAAAAAUCAAAUCCCUGAAUUGGUACGAAGACAACAACUACAAGUUCCUCCUGGGCAGAAAUAGCACGGAUGAAGAGUCCUCGCAAUAUGACAAUUCAACAACUCCAUACUGCAAUGAUUUAAUGAAGACGUUGGAAUCCAAUCCCAUGUCAAAAAUGAUCUGGAGGGCGAUGAAACCAUUGUUGAUUGGUAAAGUUCUGUACACUCCAGAUACUCCUGUAACCCGGAAUAUUGUCAAAGAGGUUAACAAGACUUUUCACGAGCUUAGUGUCUUCAGGGAAGCUGGAGGGAUGUGGGAAGAAGCGGGACCAAAGAUCUGGGAAUUUAUGGAAAAAAGUCAAGCCAUGGAUCUGAUUCGAAGUCUAUUGAAGAAGCAGGCUAUGGCUGAUUACUUUGAUGCAAAGUUGGCUGGAACCUCUUGGACAGUCAAUGACAUCUCCAACUUCAUUGCUAAAUACCCAGAGGAGGCUCAACAUUCAAAUAAGUCAACAUAUACCUGGAGGGAGGCAUACAAUGAGACCGAACAGGCAAUUCACACAAUUUCGCUUGUGAUGGAGUGUAUAAAAUGGGACAAAUUGGAACCCGUGUCCACUGAGGAGAAACUAAUCAACAAAUCCAUGGAAUUGCUGGAUGAGAGUAAGUUCUGGGCUGGAAUUGUGUUCCUUGGCUCUAACUCCAACAGUACAAAGCCAUCAGAGCACAUGAAGUACAAGAUUCGGAUGGAUAUAGACAACGUAGAACGGACAAACAAGAUAAUGGAUGGGUACUGGGAUCCAGGUCCACGUGCUGACCCUUUUGAAGAUCUCCGUUACAUCUGGGGCGGCUUUUCCUACCUGCAGGAUAUAAUAGAGCAUGCAAUUAUCCGCACUGUAACAGGCAACAAGGAGGAGACGGGUGUAUACAUUCAGCAAAUGCCAUACCCCUGCUACGUGGAUGACCUGUUUCUUCGUGUUUUGAGUCAGUCCCUUCCUCUAUUCACCACUCUGGCCUGGAUAUAUUCGGUGGCCGUGAUAAUCAAGGGGAUAGUGUAUGAGAAGGAAACAAGGCUGAAGGAAACCAUGCGGAUCAUGGGACUGAGCAGUGGCACCCUGUGGCUCAGCUGGUUCAUCAGCAGUUUGAUCCCUCUGCUCAUCAGUGCCGGCUUGCUGGUAGUAAUUCUAAAGGAAGGGAAUAUCUUGCCUUACAGUAACCCAUUUGCUGUCUUCACGUUUCUCGCGGUGUUUGCAGUGGUCACCAUCUUACAGUGUUUCGUGAUCAGCACAAUAUUCUCAAAGGCGAACUUGGCAGCAGCCUGUGGAGGGAUUAUCUACUUCACUCUCUACCUUCCUUAUGUGCUGUGUAUGGCCUGGCAGGAAUACAUUACCUACCCGGUCAAAAUCUUUGCUAGUCUCCUGUCACCAGUUGCAUUUGGCUUUGGCUUUGACUAUUUUGCGCAGUUUGAGGAGCAGGGAAUCGGCGUCCAGUGGACCAAUCUCUUUGUACGCCCAUCGAAAGGCAAUGAGUAUAACAUCACCACAUCCAUGAUCCUCAUGAUGGUCGACACUUUCCUCUAUGCAGUUAUGACCUGGUACAUUGAGGCCGUGUUCCCAGGUCAAUAUGGUAUUCCCAAACCUUGGUACUUUCCUUUCACCAAGUCCUAUUGGUGUGGAGAUCCAGUUCAGAACAUCAGUCAGUCUACAUAUGCAAAGAGCGCAGAUUCACGAAUCUGCAUGGAGGAGGAACCAACUCAUCUUAAACUUGGUGUGUCCAUUCAAAACCUGGUCAAAAUUUACCGAGAUGGCAAGAAGCUGGCAGUGGAUGGGCUCUCACUGGGCUUUUAUGAAGGGCAGAUCACAUCGUUCCUUGGACAUAAUGGUGCUGGCAAGACUACCACAAUAUCAAUACUGACAGGAUUAUUCCCACCAACCUCUGGAACAGCCUAUAUACUAGGCAAAGAUAUUUGUUCUGACCUGAAUUCCAUCCGGCAAAGCCUGGGAGUGUGUCCGCAGCACAAUGUCCUCUUUGAUCUGCUUACUGUCGAGGAGCACGUCUGGUUUUAUGCACGGCUCAAGGGGCUGUCGGCAAAAGAAGUGAAGAGAGAAGUGGAGCAGAUGGUCCUGGAUGUGAAGCUGCUAAACAAACGCAAAGAAACGACCAACAAGCUUUCAGGCGGGAUGCAACGCAAACUUUCAGUGGCCCUCGCUUUUGUUGGUGGCUCAAAAGUUGUCAUCUUGGAUGAACCAACUGCGGGAGUGGACCCAUACUCCCGCCGAGGAAUAUGGGAUUUGCUGCUCAAAUAUCGCCAGGGUCGGACUAUCAUCCUCUGCACUCAUCAUAUGGAUGAGGCGGAUUUGCUGGGAGAUCGGAUUGCCAUCAUUUCCAAUGGAAAGUUAUGUUGCUGUGGGUCAUCACUGUACCUGAAAAACCAGUUGGGAACGGGUUACUACCUCACCCUGGUCAAGAAGGAUUUGGAGCCAUCUCUCAGCUCCUGCAGGAACAGCAGCAGCACCGUGUCCUACCUGAAAAAGGAUGACAGUGUUUCUCAAAGUAGUUCAGACGCUGGACUUGGCAGUGAUCAAGACAGUGACACUACGACAAUAGAUGUUUCGGCAAUCUCCAAUCUGAUCUUAAAGCACGUGGCAAAUGCUCGAUUGGUCGAAGACAUUGGCCAUGAAUUGACGUACGUGUUACCUUAUGAGGCUGCCAAAGAUGGUGCUUUUGUGGAACUUUUCCAUGAGAUGGAUGACAGGCUCACUGACCUGGGAAUUUCUAGUUACGGAAUUUCUGACACCACCCUGGAAGAAAUAUUUCUUAAGGUUGCAGAAGAUCAUGGAGUGGAUGCUGAAAUCUCAGAUGGCACAAUCCCUGCCUGCCGAAACAGGAGAUCAAGGUUUGCUGACAGACAGAGUUGCCUCCGACCAUUUACCGAUGAUGACGAUGUCAAUGAAGUGAAUGAUUCAGAAGCUGACCAAGUUGCAGAGUCUCGGGAAACCGACUUCUUGAAUGGGCUGGAUGGGAAAGGAUCCUAUUCUGUGCAAGGCUGGAAUCUCAUGAGACAACAGUUUGUGGCAUUGUUCUGGAAGCGACUGAUUUAUGCCAAGCGUAGCAGGAAAGGAAUCUUUGCUCAGAUUGUGCUUCCAGCUGUCUUUGUGUGCAUUGCGCUGGUGUUCAGCCUGAUCGUGCCUCCAUUCGGUAAAUAUCCCAGCCUGGAGCUGCAUCCCUGGAUGUACGGAGAGCAGUACACAUUCAUUAGUAAUGAUGCCCCUGGAGAUGCGAGUAUAGCAAAACUGAUGGAUUCUCUUGUUAAUAAACCAGGAUUUGGGACGCGGUGCAUGAGAGGAGACCCUAUUCUGGAUGUUCCAUGUAAGCCCACAAAUGAGGAAUGGAUUACACCACCUGUAUCAGAUUCCGUAAUGGACAUCUUCCUCAAAGGGAACUGGACAAUGGAAAACCCUUCACCUUCAUGCCAAUGUAGUGAUAAUGAUGUGAAGACGAUGCUUCCAUCAUGUCCUCCAGCAGCUGGUGGGCUCCCUCCUCCUCAGAUUAAAUUGAACUCUACGGACAUCCUUCAGAACGUGUCAGGCAGAAAUGUGUCAGACUACCUGGUGAAAACAUAUGCACAGAUCAUUGGUAGAAGUUUGAAGAACAAGUUAUGGGUGAAUGAGUUCAGGUAUGGCGGGUUUUCACUAGGAGGAGAGAGCUCUCCAUUGCUGGGUUCACGUGAAGAGAUUACACAAGCCAUACUUCACUUAAAGCAAGCACUUGAUUUACCGCAGGGCAGUGCUUCAGAACGAUUUAUGAGUCAGCUCCCCAAGUUUAUGUCUGGACUAGACACAAAAGACAACGUGAAGAUCUGGUUUAAUAACAAAGGCUGGCACGCCAUAGGAGCGUUCCUGAACAUCAUGAACAAUGCCAUACUGCGCACUAAUUUACCAGAAGGAGAAGAUCCAAGUAUGUAUGGAAUCACUGCCAUCAACCACCCACUCAAUCUGACCAAGGAACAGAUCUCUGAGGCUGCCCUAAUGACUACUUCCGUGGAUGUUUUAGUUUCCAUCUGCGUGAUCUUCGCCAUGUCCUUUGUUCCGGCGAGUUUUGUAGUUUUCCUGAUUCAGGAGCGCGUCACCAAAGCCAAGCACCUGCAGAUCAUCAGCGGAGUGAAGCCAGCCAUCUACUGGCUAGCCAACUACAUGUGGGAUAUGUGUAACUAUGUUGUUCCUGCCAUCCUCGUCGUCAUCAUUUUCAUCUGCUUCCAACAAAAAUCAUACGUUUCCUCCACCAACCUACCCGCGCUGGCUCUGCUUCUCUUGCUAUAUGGGUGGUCCAUCACACCUUUGAUGUACCCAGCGUCCUUUAUAUUCAGAAUCCCCAGCACUGCCUAUGUAAUUUUAACCAGUGUGAACUUGUUCAUCGGGAUCAAUGGCAGUGUGGCAACUUUUGUCCUUGAGCUGUUCAGCAACAAUAAACUGAACAGCAUUAAUGAGGUUCUGAAGUCUGUGUUCCUGAUCUUCCCUCACUUCUGCCUGGGUCGUGGGCUGAUAGACAUGGUGAAAAAUCAGGCAAUGGCAGAUGCCUUGGAAAGAUUUGGAGAGAAUCGUUUUGUCUCCCCACUUUCCUGGGAUCUGGUCGGAAGGAACCUAUUUGCCAUGGCUGUGGAGGGAGUGGUUUUUUUCAUCAUCACAGUGCUGAUUCAGUACCGAUUCUUUAUAAAACCAAGACCCUCAUCCGUAAAGCUCCCAAUGUUGACUGAUGAAGAUGAGGACGUGGCGAAGGAGAGGCAGAGGGUUUUGAGUGGUGGGUGCCAGAAUGAUAUCCUGGAGCUGAAAAACCUCACCAAGAUCUACAGGAUGAAGCAGAAACCUGCUGUUGACAGACUUUGUGUGGGCAUCCCUCCUGGAGAGUGCUUUGGGCUUCUGGGGGUGAAUGGUGCUGGGAAAUCCACAACCUUCAAAAUGUUGACAGGUGAUAGUUAUGUCACAGGAGGGGAAGCUUUCCUGAAAGGAUCCAGUAUUUUAUCCAAUAUGCAAGAUGUCCAUCAGAACAUGGGUUACUGCCCUCAGUUUGAUGCCAUCAACGAACUGCUGACUGGCCGGGAACAUCUGGAGCUUUAUGCUCUCCUCCGUGGAAUUCCCGAAAAGGAAAUCUGCAAGAUCGCUGAGUGGGGGAUCCGAAAGUUGGGAAUCAUUCAAUAUGCUGACAAGAGGGCUGGUACCUACAGCGGAGGCAACCGGCGCAAGCUCUCCACUGCCAUGGCCUUGAUUGGGGGUCCUCCUGUUUUAUUUCUGGAUGAACCCACAACGGGGAUGGAUCCAAAGGCACGGAGAUUCCUGUGGAACAUAAUUCUCCAUAUCAUUAAAGGAGGUCGGUCGGUGGUUUUAACGUCACACAGCAUGGAGGAGUGCGAGGCACUAUGCACACGAAUGGCAAUAAUGGUUAAUGGCAAAUUCCGAUGUCUGGGCAGCGUACAGCAUCUCAAGAACAGGUUUGGUGAUGGAUACACGAUAAUUGUGCGGAUAGCUGGUCCAAACCCAGACCUGGGUCCCAUGGUGCAGUUCUUUAAGCGGGCUUUCCCUGGUAGCAUUCUCAAGGAGAGGCACCACAGCAUGCUCCAGUACCAGUUGCCUUCGUAUCAGUCAUCCUUAUCAAGGAUCUUUAGUAUUCUCUCCAACAACAAGGAGAAGCUUCACAUUGAGGACUACUCCGUCUCACAAACCACGUUAGACCAAGUAUUUGUAAACUUUGCCAAGGACCAAAGUGAUGAUGACCUGUUAAAGGACAUGUCCAUUCACAGAAAUGAAACUGUCCUGAAUGUUGCACUCCUGAACACAUUUUUACAUGACAACAAUGUGAAGGAAAGCUGUGUGUGAACUGAUGAAAAGAAUGCCAGAUCUGAACGGAAAUUGUUCUUCCCUUCAGACUCUGAACUUUCCUUUAGAAAGAAGGAGAAAGAAUAAAACUGGACUCUCUACUGAUGCCAUUCAAUGCAAUCCAAUGCAACAAUUCCACUAUUUUGUGACAGGGCAGUGCCUCUGUUUGUGGUUGAUUUGUACUGAGGUUAAAUUUAAAACUUGAAUAUAGUUUGUAUUACAAUAUGACCUUGUGAAACUCUAGUAUUAUAUUCAAUUACAGUUUAACAAAACAGUGCGACAAUCUUGCAGUUACUGAUAACUCAUCACCGGUAACUAAGUUAGUUAAUCAAUAACACCCACAUAUACUGCACUCCGACCUCUCCAAAUGGAUGACAAAAUAUUUACCAAAUUCUGAAGCUUUCAGAAUACAUAACCAAAGCUGGGCUCAUUUUCAAAAAUCCCUCUAUGGGCCAACUUUACAGAUAUUAACACAAAUCUUAAUGCAGUAUUUAUUUACCAACUACAGGUAUGAAUAGUUAAAACAGAAGUGUUUACAUUGUAUUCUUUCAAGAAUGAUUUUGUACACUUCCAUGAGUACUAGAGUUUUAUAAUGGUCAUCUUUAAAUAUACUUUGUUCGUUUCAUUCCAAGCACUUUAUACAGAAUGUUCUGGAACAUAUUGUUUUGUUUUUGUUUGCACUGUAAAACCAAGUUAGUCUUUAUAAAUGCAAACAAAGGAAAAGAAAUAGCUCUGCUUGGAGAAGACAAAGCCUUGAUGUUUAUAACGUCAUUUUUCAUAUCAAAAUGUUACAGUACCAAAAAAACCAACUUGCUUGAGGGAAUAUUAAUGUCUAAAUGUUUUUGUAUGUUUUUUUCCUCUGUUUCCUGUGCAUUAAGUAAGAAAUUAAAAUUGUAUUAACAUUGAUAUAAUUUAGUUAUCUGUGAGAAAUAGAGGCAGGAGUGGACUAUUUGUUCCCUUGUGCCUGCUCCACUAUCUGGUAAAUUCAUGGCUAAUCUCUCAGCGCCACUUCCUGCAUUGGCCCCAAGCGAUCUACUGUCAGGCUUUUUAUGUUCAUGAUCAAUCCCUUCCAUUGAUUUCAUCUGGUUUGGGGACUAGAUGUUCGGGAUCUGGGUUGCGAGCGAAUUGAGCUAUAAGAAACAUAGAUAAGUCUUCCUAAACCCGAUGUGCAAGGAAAGGGUCAGUGUCAGGCAAUGUUACGGAGAAAGGGUUGGUAGUUUUAUUUUCCAAAGGCUUUAUGUACAGACUGAUGUUUCAAAGGUCAGCACAUUUAGUGCUAAGUUCAUUCUCAUUAUUAGCUAAUACUUAACUAAGUUUAGUCCCACAAGUGAAAGCUUAAAAAUUGGAAAUGGAGCUUUUAUGAGGGGUUUAUCAUGCUUUAGAGAGCACGUUGGUUUUAUUGUGCUAUAGAGAACAGAUUGUGCAUCUCACCCGCAUUUACCCUUUGAUGGCUUCUGCAUCUAGUCAUAAUGAACAAUGGUGCUGGGUGAAUCUGCAAGCUUUCUCAGCUAUUGACCUUGAGAGUCAGCCUUAAUCUGACCUCAAUACUUGACCACAGACUUGACCGCAGAGUCUGGGCCAACAUACUCAGGCGGUAGCGAAGAAGUCUUCUAGUACCAGUGAUGUUAUUCACUGGAUAAGCUGUUUAAGCAAAGCCCUAUCCACCCUCUGACUUAAUCCCCUUUCUCUGCCUGGAGUAAGGAUUCAUCCUCAAGUGCCCUUACCAACAUUUAUCUCUUCAUGUGAUGUCGUGAGAAGAGAAUAUCUGAGCAUUAUCCUUCUGGGAUGUUGCUCUGCAUAAAAUUGCUGAAUUUAACCACAUUACAAUAUUGUCUGCCGUUCAAACAAACUACAUUUUCUUUGGAGUAUUUUGAAACUGAAAGAUGAUAUGUAAAUGCAUCUUUCCUUUUUUACAAAAUCUGCAUCAAGGCCCAUGUGAAUGUGUGUGUGUGUGUGUGUGUGAGUCCCUGUUAUGUGCACCUAGCCAACUCAUUGUACGGUGAAUUUGUUGAAAAGGCUUAUAUAGGUGAAGACACUUUAAUAUGUUAAAAUAUUUUAAAAUUUAGCUUUGAUAAACCAACAUUGACCUGAAAUGUUAACUUUGUUGCUUUUUCCACAAAUACUUCAGCAUUUUCUAUUUUAUUUAAUAUUCGUGUCUGGGAUUGCAAAUUCCAUGGCCUCAUCAUAAUUAAAUCUUUUAAAAUUUGUAUCUUGAGUUUUGAAUUUACUCUUGGCUUCACUGUUUACUUUCUCUACCACUUUUCCAGAGGAAAAAAACUGCAAAUGCUGGAAAUCUGAAGUAAAACCAGAAAAUACUGGAAUCACUCAGCAGGCCAGGCAGCAUUGGUGAAAAGAGAAGUAGAGUUGCGGAUGAAACACACUUUGUCAGAACUGGGAAAGAGAGGGAACUCCGCCAUUUCGGCCACCUCCAAC